Messenger RNA from Fundulus heteroclitus (mummichog), 2662 nucleotides. Its product is annotated as cell surface A33 antigen-like. The transcript is spliced from 5 exons. The record is from RefSeq and is a predicted model, not a curated record. NCBI's taxonomy places the organism in Eukaryota, Metazoa, Chordata, Actinopteri, Cyprinodontiformes, Fundulidae. Bases 331 to 1275 code for a protein of 314 amino acids.
UAUUUACAUGAUGUAAAUGUUAGAUCAGACACCGGUUGAGUGAUGCAAAUAUUGCUUAUUCUGUUGACCCUGAAAUCGAUAUUAAAUUUGUAUACACUACGUCAGUCUGACGCUCCUCCUCUCAGCCAUUCCUUUGUCUGCUUCCUUUCGGGAAGCAGUCGAAGCAACUGUUGGGUUCUCCUAACUUAGAGAUAGUUAACUCUAAACCGUUGCCUAAAAGAGCUAACGUUUCCUAAUGGAGUCUCUUAUUACUAAAGUUAAACUAUUUACUGCUGUUCCGCAGGGGAUGAUAAACUCAGCGUUAAACUGGUCGAGGAGCUGAAUGAGGAAAUGGCUGCUUUUCUAACUGCGUCACUCGUGUUGUUUCUGCUGGGUUUCAGCUCCAAGGUUGUUGCUGAAGGUCAGAGAAACAUCACAGCUGAACCAGGAGACAACGUCAUUCUGACAUGUAGAGCAGAUGAGAACAAAGAUGUUAUAGUUGUAGAGUGGAGCAGAACUGAUCUGGAGUCAGAUCAAUAUGUUGUUGUGUACAGGGACAAGAGGUUUUAUCCAGAGGGUCAGUCUCCAUCCUUUAGGAACCGGGUGGAUCUGCUGGACGUGAAGAAUAGAGACGUGUCUUUGGUUCUGAAGAACGUGACGACUGAUGAUACAGGAACAUAUGAGUGUCGAGUCGUUCAGGGAGGAAAUAAUCGCAGGAAGAGAUCUCUACUGGACACUGACCCCAUCUGCAUCAUUAACCUGAUAGUUGAAGCAGGUCAGAGAAACAUCACAGCAGAACCAGGAGACAACGUCAUUCUGACAUGUAGAGCAGCUGAGAACAAAGAUGUUAUAGUUGUAGAGUGGAGCAGAACUGAUCUGGAGUCAGAUCAGUAUGUUCUUCUGUACAGAGACAAUAAGUUGAAUCCUGGGGCCCAGUCUCUGUCAUUUAGGAACCGGGUGGAUCUGCUGGACGUGAAGAAUAGAGACGUAUCUUUGGUUCUGAAGAACGUGACGACUGAUGAUACAGGAAGAUAUGAGUGUCGAGUCGUUCAGGGAGGAAAUAAUCGCAGGAAGAGAUCUAUUCUGAAGACUGAGCCCAUCUGCACCAUUAACCUGAGAGUUAAACAAGGGAACCAGGAUGGAGGAAACAAGGACGGACAAAAGGAGGAUGGAGGGAGCUGUACUGGCUGGAUAGUUGGUUUUAUAGUUUUAGCCAUUGCCUCCAUUCUUCUUGCUGCUGUUGGAGUCGUCUUACUCCGUCAAAGGCAGAGAUAUUCUUCACCAAGAUCUGACUGACCUCCAGCAUCAGAAGGGAUGUUUGCAUCAGGAACAGAAAACUUCUCCUGCAGCUGGAGAAGAACUUGAACCUAUGAAUCCUGAAAACCUGUCCUCCAGCUGAAGAGAGAACAUCAAGGCAUCAUUUCCACCUGAACAAACCUUCAGCUCUGUGAAAACUUUUUGGACAUAUAAAAGAACACUACAGCUUGUGCCUUUGGGUGAUUACAAUGUGAGAUUUUAUGGUUUCCACAGUUACAUUUGGCAACUUUCAUAUUUUUGUUUAUUUUGUGUGAAUCAAAGAAUUAAACUCCUAAAUGUGUUUAAUAAGGAUUUAAAGUUUUUAUUUUGAGCUUCUUUAUAUUAUUUACCUCUUUUCUCAACAUAAUGUGCACGCUUUAUUCAGUGUUCAUGUACCUCAGAAUUUAUCUAGUUUUGAUUAUUUUGGGCUCUUUCAUUAUUUAAGUCUUUUAAUGUGAAAAACAGAAAUAAAUAUUGGGUAAACUUCUGGGAGAAAAAUAAACAUUGAAAACUUUUUUACAAUUUAGAAUUAAAUUCAAAGCGAUUAUUGACUAAGCAUUUAUUACAGAUCAGGAAUAAAAUCAAAACAGGGAAUUAUUUUACACUUAAUGCUUGAAAACAUUCCAAACUGAUAUUUAUUUUAAUUUAUUACAGCCUUCUUGGUAUAACACUUAUCUUAUUUGCUGUGCAGAUUGGCUAAAAACAGGAACAAAACUGCAAAGCCAUGUUGUGUCACCCUGUUUGCUGCUGGGACAGAAACAGAGAAAAUUAAAACUGGUUCCUGUUAGACAAAAGCUAAAGUGUGCAGGCUGGUGAUUGUGAUGGCCAGUCCUGCAGCCACACAGUCGGUAACCCCACAAACAACCACUUUUUAGUUUCCCUAUAAUUAUUGUUUGGAUUGAAUCUGUCCUCACUGUUGCUUUUAUCACCUGGAUUGUCAGUCUAUCAGCUGGAAACAAGAACAGGAUUAAGCACAUUUUUAAAAUUGCUGGCAACAUUAUAAGAUUUAGAAGAAACAGUUUUUAAAGGAGUUCUACAAAAGGCAGAACACAUAAUUCAUUCUUCACAUCACCCCCUCCAUAGUGAAUUCAAGCUAUUACCAUCAGGGAGGAGGUUCAGACAUCCUAAAUUAAGAACAAAGAUGGAAAAACUCUUUUAGCCAGGUCAUUAUUCAGAUAAAUCUUAAUGGUUAUCAGGCUUGGUUUGUUGUUCAGCCUGUUUUAAUUGAUAAUUGUACAUGGAAGCUUAUUGAUUUUGUUGUGGCUAAAUUAAUUAUGUGAUUGUUUCUGUGUGUGUGGUUUUGUCUGUGUCUUCUUGUCCCACCUAGAUGUAAGGAGAAUUUCCCUAAAGGGACACAAUAAAUGAUACUUGGCUUUAAAGAAGAAAA